AUGCUGUUGAGGGGAGGGGCAUUUUCAGCAUACAAUGCUGGCAUAAGCGAGAACCAGAGCACUUUCAAAAUUUCCAAUUCAAUUUUUUGGAAAAAAGGAAAUGGGUUUGUGUUGUGCAAUUCUUCGGACCACGCUCAGAAGGCCCAGUUUUUAAGGGUUCUGGCGGUGGCCACUGGCGAGGCGAAAACCAAACAACAGGAGACGAGCAACGAGCCGACACUGGCGGAUCAGCUCCGAUUUGGCAGAUUGACUAAAGAUGGCUUGUCUUAUAAAGAAAGGUUCAUAAUGACACAACUGUAA
Messenger RNA from Fraxinus pennsylvanica, 300 nucleotides. The record is from the annotation of a GenBank genome assembly. NCBI's taxonomy places the organism in Eukaryota, Viridiplantae, Streptophyta, Magnoliopsida, Lamiales, Oleaceae.